AUGCCGGUCAAACCGGGCCCACCGCCUCCGAUCCCACCUCUCCGUCCUCCCGAAACCAUUUGCAUCCCGUCUCGUUCAAAGACAUCAGAAGGAAUAUCGAAAAUAACCUUCACGCAAUACACGGACGAGGACAAACAACUUCCCGAAAUUUCCCUUCUGAUUAAACAGCAACUCAGCGAACCGUAUUCGAUAUUCACGUACCGAUACUUCUUAAACCAGUGGCCACAGCUGACGUUUCUCGCGUACGAUUCUGAAGAGAAUAAAUGCAUCGGGACGGUGGUGUGUAAGUUGGACGACCACCGAGGGUCGUUUCGAGGGUACGUGGCGAUGUUGGUGGUUGCACCAGAGAUGAGAAAAGUUGGACUCGGGUCUAUGCUCGUGGAGAGAGCGCUGGAAGUGAUGCACGAGAUGGGCGCGGACGAGUGCGUGUUAGAGGCGGAGAGCACGAACGCAGGGGCGCUGAGGUUGUACGAGAACUUGGGGUUUAUUCGGGAUAAACGGUUGCGACGGUAUUAUUUGAGCGGAACGGAUGCGUUUCGGUUAAAGUUGUGCUUCCCGAUGCCGCCGGAGGGAGAAGAGGAGGAGUUUAUAUGA
Bathycoccus prasinos is the source of this 594-nucleotide messenger RNA. RefSeq lists its product with no specific name. Gene Ontology annotation, molecular function: protein-N-terminal amino-acid acetyltransferase activity. The transcript has a single exon. The record is from RefSeq and is a predicted model, not a curated record. Gene Ontology annotation, cellular component: NatC complex. The coding region runs from base 1 to 594 and encodes 197 amino acids. Gene Ontology annotation, biological process: N-terminal peptidyl-methionine acetylation. Lineage: Eukaryota; Viridiplantae; Chlorophyta; Mamiellophyceae; Mamiellales; Bathycoccaceae.